AAGGUUGUCUCAUUGGUCCGCGCAGUCGGGACUCCAGCGGCUCCUCUCCUCGGGCUCCAGGCGCCGACCCACUUCUUUUCCUCCUACAGAGCGCUCCCUUUCUUCCUAAGUUCCCAGAGCUGCCAGCCCGAAGGGAUCCGGACCGAGCUAGGCCAGGCACCAUGACGACCUUGGAUGAUAAGUUGCUGGGAGAAAAGCUGCAGUACUAUUACAGCAGCAGUGAGGAUGAGGACAGCGACCACGAGGACAAGGACAGAGGCAGGGGUGCCCUGGCUGGCAGUUCAAUACCUGCAGAUGCGGAGUUGGCAGGCGAAGGCAUCUCAGUUAACACAGGUCCAAAAGGUGUGAUCAAUGACUGGCGCCGCUUCAAACAGUUGGAGACAGAGCAAAGGGAGGAGCAAUGCCGGGAGAUGGAAAGGCUGAUCAAGAAGCUGUCAAUGACCUGCAGGUCCCAUCUGGAUGAAGAGGAGGAGCAGCAGAAACAGAAGGACCUCCAGGAGAAGAUCAGUGGGAAGAUGACUCUGAAGGAGUUUUCCAUGAUGAACGAGGACCAGGACGAUGAAGAGUUUCUGCAGCAGUACCGGAAGCAGAGAAUGGAAGAGAUGCAGCAGCAGCUUCACAGGGGACCCCAAUUCAGGCAGGUUUUUGAGAUCCCCAGUGGAGAAGGGUUUUUAGACAUGAUCGACAAAGAACAGAAGAGCACGCUCAUCAUGGUCCAUAUCUAUGAGGAUGGCAUUCCGGGGACCGACGCCAUGCAUGGUUGCAUGAUCUGCCUUGCCGCGGAGUACCCAGCUGUCAAAUUCUGCCGGGUGAAGAGCUCAGUUAUCGGCGCCAGCAGCCGGUUCACCAGCAGUGCCCUUCCUGCCCUGCUCCUCUACAAGGGGGGCGAAUUGAUUGGCAAUUUUGUUCGAGUCACUGACCAGCUGGGGGAAGAUUUCUUUGCUGUGGACCUUGAAGCUUUUCUACAGGAAUUUGGUUUGCUCCCAGAAAAGGAAGUCUUGGUGCUGACGUCCCUGCAUAACUCUGCCACCUGUCACAGUGAGGAUAGUGAUUUGGAAAUAGAUUGAACUGAAGAUCUAGUGGCCUAGAUUUCUCAUUGUUUAGGCUGGAAGACGCAUGUCUGUGUGUUUAUUUUUGUUCCUUCCCGUGUCUUCUGGCUUUGAAGCUAUCCUUUGUAGUCUCUUUUAUUAUAUACGUAAAGUCAAGAAAUCCUUAGAUUAAAUCAAAAUGCUGAAUCACCUUGUGGCUAGCAAUAAAAUGACUUACAAUUGUAUAAACAGGAAACCAGGCUUUCGGACUGUUUACUUAAAAUUCUCCAGCAUGACAUCCUUGUUGUGUUUUCCAGUCAGUAUUUACAUGGCAUCCUAAAGACAGUGUCCUGGAAAUUGUCUUCAGGUGAUCUCAGAGGCCUCUGCCAGGUCUAGGAGUAAAAUGCUAUAGUUAGUGUGUUAUUUGCAACAUAAAUUGUGCAUUUCCUUAUUCAGAUGAUUGUACGUUAUAUUUAUAAUCAGAUCCAUAGUCUAAGAAGGCAGUUAAAUUUCCUCCCUGCUCCCCAGACCCUGUUCUCUCCCAGGGUCUUGUUUUAAAGUUCCAGGUGGCAUGUGUUUACCUCAUCAAGUGGGGCGCCCUUUGCCGUUGGAGUUGAUGUCCCCCUCAAGCAUUAUUAUGUCUAGAGGAGGAGCAAGGAUGAUGCCGACUGCCCUGUUGAUGCUAGAAGACCAGUUUGACUUACAAAUCAGAGCUGGCUGCAGCUGGAGAGCCUUUUUUAGAGGAGGGUCUUUGAGUAAAAUCAUACUCCUUUCUCUGUCUCUUUUAUUUAAUAAGGUAAUUUUUUGUUUCAUGAAGAUUUUUAAAAACUUCUAAGAUUUUUUUGGUAGAUGUAGACAUUUUGUUUGUUGUUAAAUAAAACAAUGGGAUCAUUCUGAGCAUACUGUUUUAUAGUAUGGUCAGCCAAUCUAGCAAACUCGUUUUCAUGUUCUUAAAUACUCUUCUACAACAUUUUUAAAAUGGCUAUUGAUAUUCCAUCGUAUAGAUGUCCUGUAAUUUGCUUGGUGGUUGUCUCUUAAAAAGAAAAACAGCACAGACUUUUUAUUACAAAAGUAAUAGAUGCUCAUUGUAGAAAAUAAAAUGUAAUAAAAAUUAUUAAGCUAAAAGCCUUAUAAUUCUACCAACCAAAAAUAAUCCCCAUUGUCAUUUUUACAGGUAUCUUUCUAGUCUUCUUUCUGUGUAAUAAUGAUUGCUAUUUGCUUUUUUCCUCUUGUUUUUUACUUAAAAAUGUAUAUUUUAGGGUCAGGGGAAAUGUAAUCUGGAAUUAAAUAUUGGCUUUAAAAUUCACAGUCUUGCUUUUCUUGGCUGUUGAGGAAUUGACUCACUAAAGAAGGAUCUUGAAAGUAUCUGUUGUAGUUAAUCAAAAAGAAAGUGCAUGUUUUUUUUUUCUGAUUAAAACUCAUUGUAAAGUGUGGAAAAUACAGAAAAUUAUUAAAAAUAGAGACGGUUGUCAAUAUUCUAGGUUAUUUCCUUUCAGUCUUUUUUUGAUAUUUUUAAUAACAUUGAGAGAUUACUAAAUUUAGUUAUGUGUUCUGUUUUAUUAUAUUGUAAAUACUUUGACUUAUUAUAAAAAUUUAAAUAAAUAAUUUUAAUGGCUUCA
Molecule: messenger RNA, 2647 nt
Organism: Pteropus alecto (black flying fox)
Lineage: Eukaryota; Metazoa; Chordata; Mammalia; Chiroptera; Pteropodidae
Gene: PDCL
Product: phosducin like
Exons: 4
Coding region: 162-1067 (301 amino acids)
Biological process (GO): regulation of G protein-coupled receptor signaling pathway
Source: RefSeq, a predicted model, not a curated record